AUGCGGUACUCACUGGGUUCAGAUUACACCGGCCUGCCGCAGAACCUUCAGCCCGUGGUCAGAUCCCUCGUUUCUUCGUGCAGGAGUGCCCCUGAAACAGGGUGGGUGUCUGACGCUAAAAACUGCAAUAACACAGAAAAUGCUGCAGCUUAUGACGCACUUUUUGAACAUCUUGGCUUGGACAAGAAUGACAAUCAAAAGCGGCCCUUGUAUUAUGGGGAUGCUACCCGUGUUUUUGUGGAACUAUAUGUGACCUCAAUCAUAGAUGUGAAUGAAAAAGCCCAAAGCCUCACGAUACAGGUCAAAAUGAUAACUGCUUGGAUAAAUAUAAAUAUGGAUUGGAACAGCCAUGAAUUUUGUGGAAUGAAUACAUUUUCAGCCCGGAAAGACAUGGUUUGGACUCCAGACAUUGUUAUAGCAGAAAGCAUCAAGACAGAUUUUGGAACAAAGGAGUCUCCAUAUGUGCAGUUCUACAGUUAUGCCUUUACAGUCUUGUCGGACAUUUUAGUUCUGACUACAGCCUGUAAGAUGGACCUGCACAAGUUUCCAUUCGACAUCCACAGCUGCAAUCUGACGCUUCAAUCUUCAGCAUAUUCAAUUGAGGAGCUUAAAGUUCUAACAUUCGCAGAUUCAGAGUGGGUAACACACGAGUCGAAGCAGACCUUUCAGGCCCAGGGAGAGUGGGAGCUCCUCAGUAUAAAUAUGGUUAAGUCUAAUAUUUCUGUGGGAUAUGAAUGGGAUAUGAAGGAUCAGCUGAUAUAUCAGAUCACCAUAAAGAGGAGACCUCUGCUGUAUGUCAUCAACAUCAUACUUCCAGUAUUUUUCUUUCUUGUGUUGGAUGUGACGUCCUUCUUCAUAGACGCAAGUGGAACAGACAAGUUGAGCUUUAAAGUGACUUUACUGCUGUCUAUUUCUGUGAUGCUGCUGAUUCUAAAUGACACGCUGCCCUCUACAGCUGAUAAAAUCCCACUGAUUGGGAUUUACUGCAGUGUGAUUUUCAGUCUAAUUGGCAUCAGCAUUCUGGAGACCAUCCUUGUGAGUUUUCUGAUGGCCAGAGGAACAGAGAAGAGAUCAGCAGCAUCAAUAGAAACCACAACUGCUGAGUUAACAGCUGCGCAGCAGGAGGACCCGACGUUGUCCCAGUUAUUUAGCGCUGUUUUGUCUCCAGAUGAGGCGCAAAUUGCAGCAUUCGGGUAUUUUCUACACGAUGGGAUGCUGUUACGGAAAUGGAUGUCCCAGAGUGAGGUCCGUGAGGCUCAUGAGACCGCUGACCUCCUUGUCCAGCAUGAUUUCCAGCUUCAUGGCAUCCCUCUAGAUAUUGUCUCAGACCGUGGGCCCCAAUUUACAUCUCCGGUUUGGAAAGCCUUCUGCCAUGUGCUUGGUGCUACUGUAAGUUUGUCUUCUGGUUUUCAUCCUCAGUCUAAUGGGCAAGCAGAGCAGGCUAACCAGGAGUUGGAAGCGGCAUUACGCUCAGCUACUGGUAUGUCUCCAUUUGAGUGUUCUUUGGGAUAUUUGCCUCAUUUGUUUCCAGUACAGGAGAAUGACAUUGCUGUUCCAUCAGUUCAAGUCCACAUCCAUCGCUGUCGUAAGAUCUGGAGGGAAGCCCGGUCUGCCCUGCUCCAUUCAGCUAAUCGUAAUCGCCACCUUGCUGACCGUCGUCGAAUCCCUGCACCCAUUUAUCAACCAGUGAGACGAUUGUUGGAUGUCCGUCGUCGGGGACGAGUUCUGCAAUACCUGGUGGAUUGGGAGGGAUAUGGACCUGAGGAGCGGACUUGGGUGCCCCGCUCCUUCAUCUUGGAUCCCUCUCUUAUUAGGGACUUCCAUCAAGCCCAUCCUAACAAGCCUGGCAGGUCGCCUGGAGGCUCCCAUUGA
Molecule: messenger RNA, 1872 nt
Organism: Sinocyclocheilus rhinocerous
Lineage: Eukaryota; Metazoa; Chordata; Actinopteri; Cypriniformes; Cyprinidae
Product: 5-hydroxytryptamine receptor 3A-like
Exons: 12
Coding region: 1-1872 (623 amino acids)
Biological process (GO): monoatomic ion transmembrane transport; DNA integration
Cellular component (GO): membrane
Molecular function (GO): nucleic acid binding; extracellular ligand-gated monoatomic ion channel activity; transmembrane signaling receptor activity
Source: RefSeq, a predicted model, not a curated record